Linum trigynum is the source of this 1947-nucleotide messenger RNA. The record is from the annotation of a GenBank genome assembly. NCBI's taxonomy places the organism in Eukaryota, Viridiplantae, Streptophyta, Magnoliopsida, Malpighiales, Linaceae.
GUCGCAGUGUGGUGUUGUGUCGUAGCGAGUCAAGUUUUUGGCGCCGUUGCCGGGGACUUUCUAGAGUAUUAGGAAAGGCAGAAGUUUGUUACUUUAGCGUUUUUCUUUUCUUUUCCACCCUUGCUUUUCACUUGGGUGUUUUUGUUUUUGUUGGUGCAGAUCUGAAUCAUGGAUCCUCAUGGCUUCUCCAACAAUUGGGGGUAUCCACCACCAUCUGGGUGGUAUUACCCCGAGACUCCCUGGAGCAAUCAAGGCGGAGAAGACUAUGGGUUCGGGUUCCAGUACCAACCCCCUUACUACGGAGAACAACCGGACCCCUGGGCAUAUCAAGAACAACCUCAUUAUCAAGAAGAAUUUCUCCCACAACCAGAAGGGCCAUCGGCGCUGGAGUUACUCAUGGAGCAGUACGCUCGAGACUGUGAGAGAACAUGCUCCAGGAUGGAUCAGUGUGUCCAGGCCUAUCGUGAAACAGAUGAGAUCCUCCUGAGCCUUAAGAAGAGCGUCGAUGAUCUUGAGCGAUCUUGGGCGCAACCUGCUCUAGAUCACCCUUCUGCUACCAUACAAGAAGAGGAGGAGGAAGAAGAAGGCUACAAGGGCAUUGUGGAACACACUGAAGUUGUCACGGAGAGCUCCCGUGAUGAUCAUGAUCAGUCCUGUCAUGUCGUAGCCGACCACACCUUCCCACACCCCAACCAGAGCUUUGAAGAGGCGGGCAUGAGUGAGGAGAUGCAAGAAGAUCUCAUGAAAGAAAUUGCUUGGCAACUUGCUCUCCAAUCCGUGCUAGAAGAAGAAGAGCAAGAAAGGGUGCAGAAAGAAGUUGUGGAGGAUGAUGAAAGUGAAGCUGGAGGAGUUCUUGAUCAUUUCCCAGGGGUGAUACCACAUGAAGAAGGAAGGGAGGUUGAAGAAGCAAUUGGCGUCCAGGCUGAGGACGGAGUUCAGGUGGAAGAGGCCUGCACCGGCCAUGAGUUACAUGUGAUAUCUCCACCAAACUUUGAGGAACUGCUUGGCAAGGACCCAUUUGCAGUGUCUCUUUGCCAGACUAAGGCCACCUCGACAUCGGUCCCUCUUGGUGGACGCGAUGGUGGCCAAUCAAUGUUGUCAUAUCUGGUUUGGGGCAAUGAGACGAGAGAAGAGAAGGAGAGGUCUCGAGGGUGGAGACUUCAUCUGCAUCAAGUACAUGAGCCUUCAUCACCUGCCACACCACAUGCUCAUGACUUGAGACUCCACCUCAUCGACGAGAACCUCAACUUCAAGGAGGUUCUAGCAUGGACCGAAACUUAGGAGCCAUCGUCCGGCUCACGACGUGAAAGAAGCGCUUGUUGGGAGGCAACCCAACCAGUCGGUUUGCAUUUCUUUCUCUAUUUCUCUUCGGUGGAGUCAGUUUUGUUCUUUGAUUUUAGAGUCAAUAACUCAACCUUUGUGAGAUUUUGUGUGGUGUUUGUGUUCUGAUUACUCUCUCUUUCUGGAAUGCACCGCCUGACCCGUUCAUCAUCAUUCACCCUUGAUCUGGUAACUUCGUUCUACCCUCUUUAUCUUUCCUCCAUUGAGGACAAUGUCGUGCUUAAGUGUGGGGGGGUGUUCGAUUAUUUAUGCGGGUGAAUGUUUGGUUGUUUGUGUGCUUGGAGCCUAGUCCACUGUCCAAAUUUUGAAAUUUGAGGGCUCCAAGUACGUGUUCCUUGCAAUUGCCUGCUCAGUAUGCUUUGAAUUGACAGUCUUUAUAGUAAUAUGCAACCUAGGGAGGUAGUGUAGCACUAUGGAGGAUGUUGAUGCAUUUAAGAAGUCUCAUUGCUUCUUCAUAUUGUGUUGGUUGAUUGAGUGAAUUAGUGAUCUUAGGACCCUUGAAUUGUGUGGUGUUGUGGAUUCUCUACCUGUCAUGGACUCUUGUAUCAUGUUUUGAAAAUAACAGGUGCUCGAAAAUGUGCUUCAAAAUAAACGUCUCCCGUGCGA